UGUCAUGGACACUUCAUUCGUACGCACCUAGGUCUACGUUAUUUUCAUGUUACCAUUCAGUCUUAUAGCCCAUAGAUCUUUACUUAUGUCACUUUAUAUUAACAAACCAACGGUGCGGCAAUGGGGCCACCACUAGGACCCAUUCUAGCCGACAUUUUCAUUUCGAAACUAGAAAAUGGGCCUUUGAAGGAUGCUAUUAAUGAACUCGAAUUCUAUUGUCGGUACAUGGAUGAUACAUUUCUGAUUAUGAGAAAUGAGAAGGAAGCAAAGAACAUCCUGGAUAAAUUUAACGAGGUUCAUCCUACAAUAAAUUUUACUAUUAAGAAAGAAAAAUACUCUAGUGUUCAAUUUCUAGACGUCCUUAUGACCAGAAAAGAGAAUGGUACAAUAAGGGGAAGUGUAUGCAGAAAGCCUUCAUCAACGGCUUAGUAUACUCAUUUUCUCAGCUUCGUGCCCUUGAAAUACAGACGCAAUCUGAUAAAGUGCUUGGUUCACAGAGCAAGCGCAAUUUACUCGGAUGAAUGUCUUGAUGAGGAACUUAAUAAUAUUAGACGGUUGCUAAGUGAAAAUGGUUAACCAGAAAAGUUUAUU
This is a messenger RNA of Trichobilharzia regenti, 591 nucleotides long. The record is from the annotation of a GenBank genome assembly. Lineage: Eukaryota; Metazoa; Platyhelminthes; Trematoda; Strigeidida; Schistosomatidae.